Molecule: messenger RNA, 781 nt
Organism: Prunus mume (Japanese apricot)
Lineage: Eukaryota; Viridiplantae; Streptophyta; Magnoliopsida; Rosales; Rosaceae
Product: LEAF RUST 10 DISEASE-RESISTANCE LOCUS RECEPTOR-LIKE PROTEIN KINASE-like 2.7
Molecular function (GO): polysaccharide binding
Source: RefSeq, a predicted model, not a curated record
AUGCAUCCCCUACUGCUUCAAUUGUUGUUUCCUUUGCUUUUGAUCACUUCCUUUCUUUCGGUCAAAGUUGAGUUAAGUCUAGGCCAGGACAAUGAACAAUACGCAGACUGCGGUGAAGAUAUUAACUGCGGUGGCGUUGGAGGCAUCGGGUACCCCUUCUGGGGAGUAAACCGGGCUAAUUACUGUGGUCCGCCAGGGUUGGAGGUCAAAUGCUUUGACAAUACCCCCAUGAUCAACAUGUCAAAUAUCAACUACAGAAUUCUUAAAAUGAACUCUAUUGCUUCGUCUGUUACAGUUGCUAGGCAGGACUAUUGGGAAACUAUCUGUCCUCUUACUUAUGUCAACACCAACAUCAACUUCUCGCUAUUUAGUUAUACUUCUGAGGUUACAAACCAGACCUUCUACUACGGGUGCAAUACAAGUGUCCCAGGGCUUACUUCUAGUUCCCAAGUUUGCAGUACGAACAAUGGUAACAUCACUGUUUCGUAUGCCACACAAAGUCCCCCAAGUGAUCCAGUUGCUAAUGGCGCCUGUAAAAAUGGGGUCAUUGUUCCGGUUUUUAGAACAGCUGUUGUGGCUCUAGAGGCCAAUCGAAUGACUCUUGGCGAAGCAGUAGAUGGGGGAUCUGAAUUGGACUUGGAGAUUGAUGAUGAUCAAUGUAACCGUUGUGUGGAAUCAGGAGGGAAGUGUGGGCUUAACACUACUAAUGGUGGAUUCAGUUGCUUUUGCCAUGAUCAGGCCCAUGCAACCAUAUGUAAUACAACUUCACUCGGACGACAAG